AUGCUGAUGCUGCCGCCGACCAUGGCGCUGUAUUUGCCGGAUUUGGAACUGGAGUACUGUAAAGACUACCUGUGUUGUGGCGAGUUACUACCGACUCUUCACGACUUAUUGCGACAUUACGAAGAGGCUCACAUCCUGCCACUGCCGCCUCAAGAACAGCCUCACCCGAUGUUGGACCCUCUGCGCCACGCUCGUAACAACUUGAACAUUAUGCAUAAUAUCAUGGAAACUGUGAGCACCACCGAUGUCUUUUUGAACAAUAACCACCAGAGCAACUACCACUUUGGCGGCAACAUGAAGUCCCAGUCUCAACCGGGCAACUCUAGUCUGGUGGCGCCGACGCAAUUUGCCCCGCAAUUCCAGCAGCAGGUCCAACAGCAGCAGCAACAACAACUGCCGGCUCAGUCCCUGUCACAAAGCCGCCAGUCGCGGCUGCAGGGACGCCAGGGCACCCCCAUGGAUGAUGACGACAAUACGAUGUACAUUGACGACCCCGCCCGCCAUCUCUACGUGAUGGAAAAUGACGAACAUAAGCCGUUCAAGUGUCCGGUGAUAGGGUGUGAAAAGACAUACAAGAACCAAAACGGUCUCAAGUACCACCGGUUGCACGGCCACCAGGGACAGACACUUAAAGAGAACCCCGAUGGUACCAUCUCUAUUAUCGACCCCGAGUCGAACACCCCGUACUUGGACGGUGCAGGUAUGGAAAAGGACAAGCCUUACCGAUGCGAGGUAUGUGGCAAGCGCUAUAAAAACUUGAACGGGCUCAAGUAUCACCGCGGGCACACCACACAUUAG
Messenger RNA from Diutina rugosa, 798 nucleotides. RefSeq names its product zinc-coordinating transcription factor (gene SFP1). Gene Ontology annotation, cellular component: nucleus. Bases 1 to 798 code for a protein of 265 amino acids. The record is from RefSeq and is a predicted model, not a curated record. NCBI's taxonomy places the organism in Eukaryota, Fungi, Ascomycota, Pichiomycetes, Serinales, Debaryomycetaceae. The transcript has a single exon.